Messenger RNA from Lingula anatina, 2940 nucleotides. RefSeq names its product protein amalgam. Gene Ontology annotation, cellular component: neuron projection. The record is from RefSeq and is a predicted model, not a curated record. NCBI's taxonomy places the organism in Eukaryota, Metazoa, Brachiopoda, Lingulata, Lingulida, Lingulidae.
UUACAGGAGAUGAGCAUUAAGAGACAGUGUGCUGUGUACUGAUUGGACAUUUUACAUGGCAUUAAGCCAUUGAUUCUAGCUGCCAAGCCUUCCUGACAUCUGUAGUAUUGGAGCAGGACUGGUGCCAGUAGAUUGUCCUUCCAUUACUCUGUCACCAAGAGAUUGUGCCAAGUUUGAUGACAGUUUGAAAAAAGUCUCUCUUGUUGAAAUCACACAGGUAGAAAGAGGACAGAAAGCCUGGCUUGUGACAUUAGGACGUAGAAAAGUAUUCAAGUACAGAGCCAAUAAAAAAGUAGAGGUCGUCAGAGAUAGUGAAGGUGAAAAGAGCACGGGAAACACAGAGCAGCAAUUCAUCACAGCACUUUAUGAAUUGUAAAACGGCCAUGUAGGAGCUUAGCAAGAGUUGGAACCUGACUGAAAAAGUGGCCUCUUGAAGUUCUCCUGAGGUUCUCAGUGUGUUGCUAUCCAACUUGAAGGUUAAGCUGAAUACACAUUGCUUAUUCAAGAACAAUAUAGCAUAGGCUAGAAAGGGGAAAAAACAGAAAAAGGAGAAAGUUCAUAGGUGUCCCAGGCAAACUGUGACAUUUUUUUCACAAAUAGCUCUCGAUAUUGUUUGAAAAUAUCACUUGUCAGCAAAGUAAUUGGGAUUUCGAAUUAUUGCACUCAUAGGCAGCAGUGACUUCUGUUUCUGUAAGACAUGCAGUAAAUACUGACAACCACUGAAUCAGCAAGGGUCUAUAGAUUGGUUAUAUAGAUAAUAGACAUGGAUAAUUACAGAUUGAUUUAUACACACUGACCAUUCACAGGGAUAAACUGGACAUUACUGGACCCUCAGCAUCUACACUGAAUAGAGUAAAAUAUUCAUUGUUGUGGGACCUCAUCACUUUGAAAGGCAAGGCCAUGAGCGACAUUCAAUGUUGUUUUGUGGGAGGAUAGUUCAAUCGUAUAUUUACCAUUGAUUGAAUUCAUACACUUGACAGGAUGGAGGUCUAUAGUAUUCUGUUUGCCAUUUUAUCAUUUUUCGUCUGCCAAUGCAAGUCACAGGAUGGUGACAGAGAAAUAAUAGUGUAUGGAAGACCUAAUCUCUUACCAAGUUUUGACACACCACAGGUCAAUGUGACGGUGAUAGAAAACAAAGAUGCCAUGCUCCCAUGCUCAGUGAAUCAUCUUGGAGAGCUCACUGUGCUCUGGCAAGGUCCACAGGGGGAGGUUUUAACCCUGAAUGACAGGAGAGUAAUAGACACCCAUCGCUUUAGUAUUGUGCGGCCUUAUUUAAGAGACUGGAAUUUACACAUUGAUGAAGUCAAACUGUCAGACCAGGGAAGUUAUACGUGCUCUAUAGGACCCCAACCUGUGCUUGCCAAGGUGGUCAAUCUUCAUGUAAAAGUUCCUGCAGAAAUAGUGUCAAACAGGUCAAGUCCCACAUUCCAGAAGGUUAAAGAAGGUGACACAGUCAUACUGACCUGCAAUGUCACUGGUCAGCCCACACCAAAGGUCAACUGGUACAGAAGAGGGGCCAAAGAGUCUGAUGAUAAGAAAGAAAAGGCUACAGGUGAUGAGGAAACAGCUGCCCUGUUUCCACUGUGGAAAGAGGUUGUUGGGCUUGAUGGAGAAGUUAUGAUCAUCCACAACAUUUCUAGAUAUUGUGAUGAUGUUUACGAGUGUCAGGCUUACAAUGGAGUGGCAUCAUCAGUCUCAAGACUGAUGAGGGUGGUGGUGGAAUUUCCCCCAGAGGUACGUCUGCCAAACCCAAGAAUUGGUCAGUCUGUAGGCAAAGACACCAUUCUUGAGUGUAUCAUAACUGCAGAACCAAUUGUAACAAUCUACUGGAUGUACAGAAAUACUGAAAUCCAAAGGUCCACUAGGUAUGAUGUGGAGGCAUAUGAUGAGGGACCCAAGACAGUGAUCCUCACCGUGAGGAUAUUUGAUCUCACCAAAGAAGAUUUUGGAGAAUAUACUUGUGUGGCCAAAAAUAAGCUUGGAAUGGUGAAAAAAUCUAUGACAGUGUUUGAAUAUAUAGAUACAAAAGAAGUGGAUUCAACAACGGCAACACCACAUUAUACCAUUAAAGGAAAAGAGCCAGAAAAUACUGCCACAGAGGUAGAGGUCAUGAAACCAUCCAAUGAUGAUCCAGAGGCAACAUCAUUCACCAGAACAUCAACUAAUGGGUAUUCAAAUCCAAAGAAUGAGAGACCAGGUGUGAUCGGCAGUGUCAGUGACAAGGGGCAGAAAGGUCAAGCUUCCACAGUCUCCACCACCAUUCCUCUGCUGUGCUUGACAACAAUGCUGACAGCACUGUUGCAAUGACAUGAGCAUUAAAACCAGGCAUUCUGGAUACAACUUUUUUUAACAGAUGCAGUGAAAUAAGCAAAGAUGAAGGAUGUUGAAUCACUUGAUAGAAAAUGUGUACAUUGAUAUGGGCAGUUGCUUAAGAAGAAGAGGUUUACUGUAAAGUUAUACAUACAUGAAUUAUAGAUUAAUGAAAGAAAAUGUAACAGUCUAACAGAGAAAUCCUUUUGUAAUGGAUAGUCAGCUGAAAGCUAAUUUUGUUAAUCAAGAAUAGUCAUUUUCUUGACAAGUAAAACUUACGUGCAUUUAUUUUAUUUAUAUACAAAUAUGUUAACCAUUGGACAAAAUGCUCAGUUACAAACUGGCAUAUAUAACAUUACUUUUUAUCUUUAGAGUCCCAAUUGUGGUCAAUACGUUACAAACAUAUGUAUCAUCUACAUUAGCAAAGUUUCAUAUAAAACUGAUUUAGCAUUAAAAGUAUUAUUCAUUUAUAUUACUGAAUAUUUCCUUUUAGAACCUGGGAUAGACCAGGGUGAUAAUUUGAUUAACGUGGCUAUUGAACAUGUUCAUUAUUGUAUACAAAAACAUAACAAUGAAAUGUGUAAUAAUUAUUGCAAAUUUUUUUUUAUUAUCAUUUUUGUUUACCUUCUU